Molecule: messenger RNA, 1636 nt
Organism: Fopius arisanus
Lineage: Eukaryota; Metazoa; Arthropoda; Insecta; Hymenoptera; Braconidae
Exons: 6
Coding region: 24-1349 (441 amino acids)
Source: RefSeq, a predicted model, not a curated record
AUGACUUGAUAAUCAUAAUCGAAAUGUCCCGAUACUAUUUUUCGUGCCUUAUCGCGAUAACACUUGUGAUCGGAUCUCAGGCGGUUUCAGUGCGUCCUGACAGGAAUCAAGAUGAGCCGAUCAAACCCUCACCCAUAGACCGGACUCAACAGAUCCAUGAAAAAUCUCUCAUAUCGCUGGACCCCACAAUCGACAAUUCAAAUUCCAGCAAAAGUAAAAGAGAGCAUAACGAAGAUGAUAAGAGUGAUGUGAAAUUCGGGAAUAAUCUCGAUCAGAGGGAGAAGGAAAUACGAAAGUACUCGGGAGCUUAUGGUGAUACCGAUAAAUUUUCCCAUUGCUGUGGAGCUAGAUUCGAAGUGUCCGGUCGUCCAUCAGAAUCAGGUCAAUUCACAACUAGACCAUCGGACAGUGAUCGGUAUCCCAAUCGCUUCGGAAAUCGACCGGAUGAUCGGUACGGUUGGCAGAAUCCACCCGGACGACCUGGUGGGCCAUCAUUAUCCAGCGGAAGUCUCUACGGGAGCCAAGGAAAUCCACCUAACAGGUUAUCAUCGAUACUUAAUCCACUGGCAAAACAGGAUAAAUAUGGAUGGCGCCCACCCUACGGUUCCAGUGUAGAUUCUGAUUAUGGGAGACCUCCAGGAGGUAUUCGCCCAUCGCUUAGUCGACCGGGAUAUAAUUAUGGGGACAGUGGGGCCUACGGUAGCAGUGGAUUUGAAACGUCUCGUCCAGGAAUUCAUAUCACGGCAGGACCGAGACCUGGAAGUGGUUAUGGAAUUCAUGGGACCAUCGGGGAACAGGACGAAUUCCCCGGUGAUGUCGGACCCGUGGAUACACCGCCACUAAUGCCUCCCAAUAUUCACACGCAAAAAGCAGUUGCACUGAAGGCUCUAGCUGGGGUAGCUCUGCUCGGUGCAGCAGCGGCAUUGGCUACGAAUCCUGUCCUCUUGCCAGUUGGCAUCUUGGCAGGCAGAAGAAAACGAGCGAUCGAAAAUGCAUUUCCCUCCGACGAUAUCCAAUUUCUCUACGGAUUCCUGAAAGCCCACGUUCCCGGGAUCGACCGAGAGACGACGAGUGAAGAGUUCUGGAAGAAACCCACGUGCAUUGCUCGACUCACUUGCGAACUUCAACAGCAUUACCUCAGGACCAUGAAGAACGACAAAUCUUUAGUGCAGAAGGCACCGAUUCUGAAGCAGCGAUUAGAAAAGCAGAUGCAACAGCUCAUCAAACGUGAUAUUUUCAAGGCAGAAGACAUCAAUUACAGUCUCCAGCAGCUUCGAAAUAUUCCUAAUGAUAAAGUUCGAGCUCAGAACAGCUGUAGUAUCCUCGAUUGUGGAUUAUACGUAUCAUAAUCGUCCCCGCAUAUUUAUCAAUGCAAUCGAAUGUAUCAUAAAUGAAACGAUAAGAUAAUUAUCGUAACUAGAGAAUAAUGCGUAUAAAAAAAUAAAAUGUUAUGACCCAUGACAAUGUUUAUUUGGAAAAUCAAUUAAAACCUAUCGGUAGAAUUAAUUAAUUUUAAAUUUCACCACCUCCUGUAGUCCAAUAACAAAUUCUUGAAUGAGUUAGUGAGAUUAUCGAAAAGAAGGUAUGUCAAUUGGCAUUAUUUAAUGAGUGAAACGCUCAUAAUAAUUAUUAAUAA